AUGGUAGUACUAAGUGGAGAAGACCUCCAUGAUUCUUCUACCUUUGGUAAAUCACUGUCUUUACGAGUUGAUGGUGGAUUUAACGCUGUCUCAAUUAACCCAUCUGGUAGGGAUGUGGUUCUUGCCGGGAGGAAAGGUCUAUUUAUAAUCGAUUUAGAUGAUCCCUUUUCACCACCGAGGUUAUUACAACAUGUAACUCCAUGGCAAGUGGCAGAUGUGCAGUGGUCACCUCAUCCCGCUAAACCGUUCUGGGUUGUUUCUACUUCUAAUCAGAAGGCAUUGAUAUGGAACUUGGCAAGGCCGUCAACUGACGCUAUUGAGCAUGUACUGCACAGUCAUUCAAGAGCAAUAACGGAUAUAAAUUUCAAUUUCCAGCAUCCCGAUAUAUUGGCAACUUGCUCAAUUGAUACAUAUGUCCACGCAUGGGAUCUAAGAAGCACAUCGCGCCCGUUUUACACCACCAGUGCAUGGAGAUCUGGAGCAUCGCAAGUCAAAUGGAAUCAUAUGAACUCAAAUAUAUUAGCCUCGUCUCAUGGUAAUGAAUUAUUUAUAUGGGAUAUAAGGAAAGGAUGUAUACCGCUUAAAAAGCUAGAUGCUAGUAGUAGCAUCAAUAAUAUUGAUUUCAAUAGAUUUAAUGAAACUGAAAUAAUGACCAGUGGAAAUAAUGGUGAAGUAAGAAUUUGGGAUUAUUCUAAAUCUGAGGGAAGUGAAUGCCAACGAGUCAUUAACACUGACUUUCCAGUUUGGAGAAGCAGGUAUCUGCCAUUUGGACGUGGUUUUUGUGUAAUGCCUAUGGUUGGUGGUAAUAAUACCGUUUAUAUGAUGAAUUUAGAUACAGAAGAAUCAGAAGACUCUCAUAAGUCAAAAUUGCAGCCUAUUUAUACAUUUAAAGGUCAUACGGAUAGAGUGACUGAUUUUUUAUGGCGGUCACGAUAUACAGAAGAUAAUGGUAUGGAAUAUCAACUAGUUACUUGGUCAAUCGAUCGUGAUCUGCGCCUAUGGACAGUUAAUGACACUGUAUAUGAAAAAUUAGGUUACGAUCGUAAAUUGAACAGAAACACUGUCAUUAACGAAUACAAAUAUCAAAGCUAUAACAAGGUCAUCUCGCCUGCACAUGAAACCGGUAAGGGUUAUUAUGAUAGGAUAAAAGAGAACUUUGUCUCAAAGUCAGGACUUCGUAAAGAUAAUAACUUUAGUCAUCUAACUUGGUUGUCUGGUAUUAGGUUGAAUCAAAAUGGGCCAUCUGAGGACCUAUUUGUUGCACAUAAAUUACAGAGUCUUGGUGAAGAAGUUAGUGCGAUAGGACAUAAAUUCCCAAAGAUUGUCUUCGAAAGGAUAUUGGUUUCUGAGAGAGAGAUUACUGUGACUAUGAGUGGGCCAUGGUCAGAGGAUGACCCAGAGGAAUACAUAUUUCUAAGGAUAACAGUAAAUUUUCCACUGGGAUAUCCCGAUGCCGGAAACUCGCCCACCUUCACUGUCGAAGAAAAUCCUAAACUAAAGCCCACAAUGAAAUCAAAACUAUUAGAUGGACUGUCUAAUAUAGCCAAAAUAUACACCGACAAAAGCAUAUACUGUUUGGAACCUUGUUUUCGUUAUGUGUUAGGUGAAGAUGUGAAUCUUCAAGAGAUAGAGCAAGAUGAAGAACCGCUACUUAAUUUCGAAAUAGCAGACCAUCUUGAUUUUGAUGGAUUUGAGAAUGAGAAGUCAACUGAUAUCGACUCAAACUACUUGGAUGAGAGCUCCUCGGAGUCUGAUAUUGCGGAUUAUUCUGAUGAUCUAGACCCUUUGGCUGGUCCAAAGAAAGUCUUCCAACAUAAUGUUAAAUUUGACAGUACACCUGUACCUAAUCAAUGUGGAGCAGUAUGGACAUCUUCUGGACAACUACUAUGUUUUUUCGCUUCUGAAGGAACACCAGAAAAGAAGCAGCAAAACUUGAUGAAAUAUAUGCAGAGAGAUAUAAUUAGGCAUCAUAAGGUUUCGGAUUAUUCCCUAAAUAAGGCACCUCCCAAAGGAUUGAGAUUGCUGAAACAAUCCACCCAAGAUACAGAAUCUGCCAAAGAUGAUAGUAGCUUGAAAUUAGAUGUAGAUUCACAAAAUAAUUCAGAUGAUUCUUAUGAUAGUUUUGAAGAUGAUUGGGAUGACAUCUUAAGGAAUGAUAUUGUUGUCAGAAAUAAAUUUCCUGUUUUACAAACCUCCUUUCCUAAAGCAUUUAAUUCAUUGCAUUCGGAAUCGGCUAAAACAGCAGAAUCCAUAAAAGUGAAUAAGAAUCUUAUAUCACUUGUUGAUUUCAAUUACUUGAUUCCAGAUAAAAGAGAGCUUGCGCUAGAAUAUAGGGUGAUGGAUGCCCUACCUGAAGAACUAGCAAGACAAAACGCAUUAAUUGCUGAAAAAUAUGGUUUCGAAGACAUCACUCAUUGUUGGCAAAUAUUGUCUGAUUUUCUUUUAUCUCAAGAGACUGAUGAUCCUUACACAUUUAUUUGGGAUAAUGAUCCCAUGACAAUUAAAUGGUUUGUAAAGGAAGCAGUAUCAUAUUUUGAGAAAUGUAAAAAUGUGCAAAUGUUGGCAAUGAUAUAUUGUAUUAUUUGUAACAAAAGAAUGCAACGAAUGAGAAAAAGAAGUCAAGAAGAGCGAAUAGAGGAUGCUGGAAAUGCCUUAGGUGUAAUAUCAUAUGAAGCAGUUAGAAAUGGAGAUAAAAUGAAUGGCAAUACAUCAAGGUCGAUUAGUAGCUCUGGUUUUACAAGGAAUUCAAAUGAUAGAAUGCCAAUUAAAAAACUACAUUCUCCUGAUGUUUCUUCUAUUAGUUCAGGUGACUAUUUUAUUCAUAAUCAUAAUUGGAACAGAAAUAGGCUGCCGGACACAAAUUCGCCAUUAUCUAAUCGACAGCUCAAUAAUAAUGGAGUAGAUAGCAGCGCAAUAACAACGUUUUUACCAGAAAUUACAAUUCAGCUUAUUGAUGAUGAUGUUUUAGAGGCAGUUAAUGAUCCUCUCUAUAAUUUCUUCGAUGAGGCUGAGGAGAGAAAAUUGAAGCAUUAUGUUUUGCAGUAUUCUUCUCUUUUGUACCAGUGGAAUUUGCCUAUUGAGAGAGUUAAGGUUUUGAAAGCCAGUACAAUUAAAAAGGAAGAAGAUCGUUAUCUAACAAAUUAUACUGAGGAAGUUGGUAUAGAGUGGGUAAGAAAUGAUUGUGGUAGGGAAGGGCUAAAUAGAUGUACGUACUGUCAUCUAAAAGCGCAAUACAGCAUAUUUGUGUGUGGUAACUGUCAACAUGUUUUGCAUUUGAAAUGUUCAAAAGAAUGGUGGAACGUGUCUAAGGAAUGUCCAACAGGUUGUGGGUGUAACUGUCCAAAUAUGUUCGAUGUAGGUUAA
Molecule: messenger RNA, 3363 nt
Organism: Nakaseomyces glabratus
Lineage: Eukaryota; Fungi; Ascomycota; Saccharomycetes; Saccharomycetales; Saccharomycetaceae
Gene: MTC5
Product: Mtc5p
Biological process (GO): cellular response to amino acid starvation; positive regulation of TORC1 signaling
Cellular component (GO): Seh1-associated complex; vacuolar membrane
Molecular function (GO): signaling adaptor activity; protein binding
Source: RefSeq, a predicted model, not a curated record